UACCACCGGAAGUUUGCUAUUAAACGUCCUGUCAGUGUUUGGCGCGAGGAAAGUCUCCAGUCACGAGCCAUGGACAUUCGGCCCAACCACACCAUCUACAUAAAUAAUGUAAACGAUAAAAUUAAAAAAGAAGAGCUGAAGAGAUCGCUCUACGCGUUGUUCUCCCAGUUCGGACAGAUACUUGACAUUGUUGCUCUGAAGACCAUGAAGAUGAGGGGCCAGGCCUUUGUAGUCUUCAAGGAGCUGAGCUCUGCCACAAAUGCUCUGCGACAGCUCCAAGGCUUUCCUUUCUACAACAAGCCCAUGCGCAUUCAGUAUGCAAAGACAGAUUCUGAAAUUAUCUCAAAAAUGCGUGGUACAUUUGGUGACAAAGACAAGAAAAAGGACAAGAAGAAAAAGUUGCAAGAACCAGUAUCGAGUGCCACUAAGAAGCCAGCCCUGGGAUCUGCCAGCACACAGUCAAGUGCACCCCCACCACCACAGGUUCCUGACAAUCCACCUAACUAUAUUCUGUUCCUCAACAAUCUUCCGGAGGAGACGAACGAAAUGAUGUUGUCCAUGCUGUUCAAUCAGUUCCCGGGCUUCAAGGAAGUGCGUUUGGUACCGGGAAGACACGACAUUGCCUUUGUGGAGUUUGAGAACGAAGCUCAGGCAGGCACAGCUCGAGACGCCCUGCAGGGCUUCCGCAUCACCGCCACGUGCGCCAUGAAGAUCACCUACGCCAAAAAAUAGACCCCAGUGGUCCGUGGAGGAUAGCUGCGGGAUCAAUAGAAGGGCCAUGCACACAAGACUUAAUCUCGGGACUCUGCUUUUAUGCGCCAUAUUUUGCUUAAUUUUUGUGUGACGUGAAUGAGGGGUCUGGUUUUACUUCUAAAUUGAUGUUUCAAAUAAAAUGUGUUUUA
This is a messenger RNA of Scleropages formosus (Asian bonytongue), 902 nucleotides long. RefSeq names its product U2 small nuclear ribonucleoprotein B''. Bases 70 to 732 code for a protein of 220 amino acids. Gene Ontology annotation, molecular function: RNA binding. NCBI's taxonomy places the organism in Eukaryota, Metazoa, Chordata, Actinopteri, Osteoglossiformes, Osteoglossidae. The transcript is spliced from 7 exons. The record is from RefSeq and is a predicted model, not a curated record.